CAGUCGUCGACAGCAACUUGGCACAGUGAUUCCGUACUCACUUCACCACUUUGUCGCGUACUACUGUAUGUUGGAAAUGCCCACUUGACUCGCCUGGGACGUCAGAGAAGGCGACGACUCUUUUCCUGAAGCAAGCAACCGCUCCUCCCUUCCUCUGCUCUGCUCCGCACCAACCACCGCGGCCGGCCUCAAUCGAACCAGGUGAGGGAGGCACCCAACCACGCGGCGGCGGGACCGACGAAGGGAGGCGCGUCCGGCGGCCUGGAGAUGGCCGCGCCGGGCGCCGACGAGCACCGGAAGCGGCGCCGGGGACGGCCCUCGCCCGCCGAUCUGCUCCUCAACUGCGACCUGCCCCCUCCGGCCAAACUCUUCGGCCCUCUCCCGACUCUUCUUCACAGAUUGGAGAGCGCGGCGGGGGCGGACAAGAAGGGCGACGGCGGCAACGACGAGCUGCGGCGGGCGCUGCGGCUGUCGCAGUCGCGGGCGCGGGAGGCGGAGCAGAAGCUGGCUGCGACCAACGGAGGCCUCGCGGCGCUGCUGGUGCGGGACUCGGUGCUGCUCUCGGCGCACCGCCGGUGGGUGAUGAUGCUCGAAGCCGAGAACACCGCGCUCAGAGCCGCCGGCGCCGAGCCUGAAGAUGAUGAGGGGGAGGAUGGCCCCCGGCAGAGUGUCGCCGCCGCGUGGUGGGUCGCGCUGGCGGUCUGCGUCGUCGGCCUCGCCCUCACUAACCUCCUACUCUGAGAUUAAAAUUAACCAUCCAUAUUGGUUUCAGUGAUUUCCUCUGUAAAUCUCCCGUUGGAGCGGACCUAAUCCUGCUCUGAAAUUGAAAAUUGACCGUCCAUCCAUAGUUUCAGUGAUCCAUAGUUGGAUCAUGGUGAUUAAUUGUGUGAGAAUGUUAACAUCUGCUUGAUGCUC
Triticum aestivum (bread wheat) is the source of this 915-nucleotide messenger RNA. RefSeq lists its product as uncharacterized. The record is from RefSeq and is a predicted model, not a curated record. Lineage: Eukaryota; Viridiplantae; Streptophyta; Magnoliopsida; Poales; Poaceae. Bases 268 to 741 code for a protein of 157 amino acids. The transcript is spliced from 2 exons.